Cavia porcellus (domestic guinea pig) is the source of this 1158-nucleotide messenger RNA. RefSeq names its product protein bassoon-like. Bases 1 to 813 code for a protein of 270 amino acids. Lineage: Eukaryota; Metazoa; Chordata; Mammalia; Rodentia; Caviidae. The record is from RefSeq and is a predicted model, not a curated record. The transcript has 3 exons.
AUGGCGCCCGGGGCCCUGGCUCUCUUCUUGGGGAGGACCCGCAGCGGUGCCUGCAGGGACAAGUCCGCAGGAGAAGCAGAUCCUCACCCUACCUCCUGCCUCUCCCCAGGGAGUGUGCUCUGUGGGCAAAGCGGAGCGCACCAAGGCCUUGAAGUUACUUGUGGCCUCGCGGCCCCACGCUGCGUUGAGGGUGCCCACAACAGCCAGAAGCCCAAAGCAGGCGCGCCAUUGUGUUCUGCUGCGGAGGCGGCCGUGCAGGAGGCCAUCGCAGGCUGCACAGGCUGGUGCCUGGAGCGCUGCCCUACAAUCCCCAGGCGCCUCCCUACCUCCUCUGACGGGCCCAGUGGGAAAGUGGGUCGAGUGAGCUGCACCGAGUCCCUCGCUGCAGUCUGCUACCCCUUGGGACAGCGACGACGCUAUCCCGGGCCUGCGCGGCAGGGAACACACAAAGCCCUGACCUGUCCGGCUGGCGGUGGUGAGGCGGCGGCCGGGGAGGACCCCAGGCGGGGCGCCCAGCCCGCGGGAACAAUAGCCGCUGGCCGCCCGGCUGUGCGAGCCCGCGCCGCACAAAGCCCGCGGGGCCGCGCUCCACGUGACGCGCGCUGGCCGGCGGCUGCGGGCUCCGGGCCCACCUGGGCUCCCCGCGCAAACACCAAGCGGUUCCUCCUACUUCAGAGCAAGUCUGGGCCAGCUGGGAGCCGGCCAGAAACCGCCCGCAGAGGAGACGCGGGGCUCGGGCUGGGGGCUCGCAAAGGGCGCGACCCGUGCCCCCCCGCCCCCCCGCACUGCCUGGGCCCGACGGAGGGCUGGUAGCUUCCUCCUUCCUUGGGGACAGGCCCACUGCCCGCCAGCCCCGCCUUCGAACUUCUCUGGGCACCCACGCCAGCCAGCCCCUGCCCCAUAGUGACCCCGCAUUCCCCGCCCCUCGCCACACUGGCCCCAGUGACUUGCUGCCCUGUUCCCAGAAAGGGCCACAUCCAUCUCUGAAAGCAGAAGGAGAAACAGCCCAAGGGGCCAGGAGGUUUUGAAAACUCUUAAGUCUCUAUUUGCCUGUGGGAGUAUUUGUGUGGGAGGAAGGAGGAGGGUAAGACCGCUGUUGAACUUGAAAUAAACUUGAAUGUCAUUUAAAGUCCCAAUAAAAAUAUAUUGAAAACACCA